CUAAGGAUCCUGAAGAAUGGUUUGAGUCUCCACUAGCCCAAGACAUCCUUUAAGCACGGACUGAAACCAGUGAUGAUUUAUCAGAGACCCUACUUUGUUUUUCCCAUCACUAUUUUGAGAGCCAAAGGACCCUUAAAGAGCGAGCUUUUGUGGAAUCAACAACUUAGCGCGCGCACUCGCAUCGGCAAGGAUUAUGAUGUGAAGGUGCUGGCGGAAUACUCGGAGAUACAAUUGAGUACAGGACACAAACGCGAACGCACACGCUUCGAUUGUGGGCGCUGCCACGGGAAAACCAAGUUGAACCAGUGCCUACCGAAAAGAAAUUGAAAAAAAUAAUUGCUUAAACCGAUGAUUUUCCUUAUUCAACUUGCCAACUACUCGCCAUCUGAUGAAAGCCAAAAGCAAAUUUCAAUUUAAGCAAAAUCAAUACUGAAAAUCAACAAAUGAAAAUAUCAAAAGAGUGCGGCACAUAAUCUAAUUUACCAGCCAAAAACCCUCUUCGUAAAGCCCGCGUAAAACCAACUGCAGCCAUCGAAAUAACCCAGCUACAAGCGAUACAAAAUCAACAAAAAUUUUUCGAAUUAAUUUUGUUUGAUGCGCACGCUCAUAAAAAUUUACAUAGAAAGCGGCAUAAAAUAAAUAUAAAAUACACCCAACCGAAAAGAAAAAAAAACGCGAGCGACAAAAGUGAAUUGGUUAACCAUGGAAAAGGCGUAACUGGCAACUGCUGACCCGGGCCCUAUAACUUUAGAUGAGCGUGCCACUGUGCCACAAUUUUGGUUUACACCUGUCGAAGCUGCCACUCCCACGAGGAACUUUUUCUACCAUAACAAUACCAAAAACCACUAUUUGCCCCACAACAAGAGGAAAAACCAAAAAAAGAACAACAACCAAACAUCGGUGAUAUGGAACUGUGCAUAGCAACAAAGUCAAAACAACAAGAAGAAGAAACCGCUCAGAGUUCAAUGCAGCAAAUGCAGCAAAGCAAAUGCAACAGCAACAGCAACAGCAGCAACUACUAUCAAAAGAAAUGCCACCAAAAUCAAACGAAUACUCAAGUACAGAGCACUCAGCAAAGCAAUUGCAACAGCAGCCACAGAGAUCGAGAUCGAGACCACCUGACAAAGCAGCAACAAAACCAACGAACAAAUAGUGCAACAGCAACAUCAUCAAGUUGCAACAUCCACACCAGCAGCAGCAGCAGCAGCAGCACUUGCAACAUCAAGAGUAAAAACAUUAGGAGACCCAGCAGAGGCACACAAUUAAACACACUCUAUUCGCUGCUGGUGCUUUUGAUAGUCGGCCUUGCCACAGUUGCAGUUACGGCUAGGGCCACCCCCCACCCAGGUGCCACCCCCUUUUCCCGCGAGAGCAGGCGCGAUGCUCUUUUGGCCUACUACAAGCGCAGCUUUUCCAACAACAUUUCCCCGGGGCACCAGGAGCAGCAGCAGUACCAUCAGUACCAGUUCCACCUGCAUCGCGAUGCCAACGGCCUUGACUUUGACGAGCUAACGCCCACCGCCAGCAGCGUGUCCGUCCUCAGUCGGGCGGAGCGUUUUCGAUUGCGUAAGCGCAGUGCCACGCCCACAACGCCAGCAACUGCAACGGCAGCAGCAGCAGCAACAUCGCCAGUUGCACAUGCACCUGCAACAGCAACAGCAACAGCAACAUCGACGACGGCGACGGCUAGCGGCAAAAAAACGGAGGAGAAAUGCGAGCCAAGAGUCCUGGAAACGCUGCCAGAUGAGCCGUUUUACGACUACACAGACAUUGCCGAGGAUGCUGCACGCCAGUUUAUUGAAUUUUUAUCGAGUAAAUUCCCAAAUGCCAACACUCCGAUUACCAUCGAUGAGGCGACACGUGCGGAGGUGAGUCGCCGGGCGAAUGGAAUCGCCAGCUACGCCCUCAACGAGGACGACAAUCUCCUGGCCUUCGCCAUCGCAGCGCCCAGCAUUCACACGGUGGUCGUUAAAUUCAGGGAUAACGUUACGAUACCACCGGAUCAGGUGCACAAUAAGGCGUACUUGGGUUCCUACUGGCGGGAGUUGGGUGCGGCCUGGAACAGCACGGACGGCACCCAGGAAUGGGGGGCUCCCUUCCGCGACUGCAACCUGUUGACGCGUCGCUGGCUUUGGCCAUUUCGCAUAUCCUUUAGCGAGCACAGGAUCAAAGUUGUGGCGGCCGCUUUUAUUGCCGCCGACGAGGAUGUGUGCAACGAUGGCUUAGAGGAAGUUUUCGGUCGUCGUCAUGGCUGCGAUCGGAAUACGACUUUCUGCCUGCUCACCGAGAACAAACCCGCCGCCACCAGGGAUGUGUACACCUGUCUGUGCCGGGAGUCCUACUACCUGCCCAACUCCACGCUCCAGGGAUUCCGCGGGGAUCGGGUGGAGCUGUCCGAGGGCUACGACAACUACUCGUGCGUCCCGUGUCCCGGUGGAUGCUCCAACUGCGAUAACAACGGGGUCUGCCUCACCUUCCAGGAGGAGGAGGUGCUCAACGUGGACGCCUGCCUGCGCCUCCUGGUGGCCAUCGUCCUGGGCGCCUGCAUCCUCUGCUGCGUCGUCCUCGGCGUGAUUGUCUUCCGGCAGAGAAAGUGCAAGGCCAUUGCCUCAGGCAUGUGGACUGUGCUGGAGACGAUACUGCUGGGCAUUGUUUUACUUUAUGCAUCUGUUGCCGUCCAUUUCUUUCCCGCCUCCACCGAGCGCUGCCUUCUGGAGCCGUGGCUCCGGGAACUGGGCUUCAUCACCUGCUACGGCGCCAUCAUCCUGAAGCUGUACCGCCACCUGGUGGACUUCCGCACCCGCAAGGCUCAUCGGUGGGUGCUGAGGGACGUGGACCUGCUCAAGUAUCUGGGCACCAUGGUCUUCGCCGUCAUCUGCUACAUGGCCGCCUUCACGGCCUCGUCGCUGGACCUCCUGGAAAGCGCCCAGCUGGAGAGCCUCCGGGAGGCGGACACGAACACCUGCCAUCCGCUCAAGUGGGAGCUGGUCACGCAGACCAGCGAGAUGCUCAUCCUGUGCUUCGGACUGCACCUGUCCAUCGCCAGCCGGAAUGCCAACACCCAGUUCCGGGAACGGCAAUUUCUGGUGACCGCCCUGACGCUGGAGUUCCUGGUCUCGUCGAGCUUCUACUUUCUGCGCUUUGUAUACCUGCCGGAAAUGAGUCCCAGCGCCAUUUUGCUGGCCCUGUUCAUCCGCUCCCAACUGACGAACAGCUUCGCCUUGGGUCUGAUAUUUGUGCCAAAGUUGUGGUAUCAACACAAACAGGUUCGUUCGCUAGCGUAUGAUCUAUCAAUACGUUUACCUGUGGAUGCUUUCAAGGGUACGUCACACGACGCCGGCCAGCGGCUGGGCGGAGGAUAUGCCGGGCUCUGUCUGGGCGAUCCGGACAUCGGGGAGCUGACCAUAUCCGAAAUGAGUCCCGAGGACAUACGCGCCGAACUCAAAAGACUGUACACGCAACUGGAGAUUAUGAAGAACAAGACUCUCAGGCAGGAUAAUCCGCACAUCAGCAAGCGACGCGGCGGACGCAAGGCGGGUCACCGCCGCUUCUCCCUGCAGAAAAAGGGCAGCAAGGAUAAGGCUCUAAGUGCCAAACACCGCAGCAACAAGCAUCAUCAGGAUAUUGAGAUCACCGAGGCGGAACCUUCCCGAACGCCCGAGGAUUCAGUUUGCAGUGCCGAAGGACCCACGGACACCUAUGCGGAAAUAUCGGGCGUAUCCCACUCAAUGCUCUCCCACUCGAUGGUCUCCCACUCCGUUGUCUCGCACUCAAAGUAAGGAACAGGAACUGGAACCCCAACUAAGAAGACCGAUUCGCAAGAUCCCUAGGGAUAAGCUAGCCGAUAUUCCAGCGAUCAAAGAUAUUUGUAUAUAAGUAUUUAACGG
Messenger RNA from Drosophila suzukii, 3887 nucleotides. RefSeq names its product G-protein coupled receptor 158 smog (gene smog). Gene Ontology annotation, cellular component: membrane. NCBI's taxonomy places the organism in Eukaryota, Metazoa, Arthropoda, Insecta, Diptera, Drosophilidae. Gene Ontology annotation, biological process: G protein-coupled receptor signaling pathway. The record is from RefSeq and is a predicted model, not a curated record. Gene Ontology annotation, molecular function: G protein-coupled receptor activity.